Messenger RNA from Pistacia vera, 1557 nucleotides. RefSeq names its product E3 ubiquitin-protein ligase UPL5-like. NCBI's taxonomy places the organism in Eukaryota, Viridiplantae, Streptophyta, Magnoliopsida, Sapindales, Anacardiaceae. The record is from RefSeq and is a predicted model, not a curated record. Gene Ontology annotation, molecular function: ubiquitin-protein transferase activity. The transcript is spliced from 3 exons. Gene Ontology annotation, biological process: protein polyubiquitination; proteasome-mediated ubiquitin-dependent protein catabolic process; positive regulation of protein catabolic process. Bases 13 to 735 code for a protein of 240 amino acids.
GCAUUAGCAUUGAUGCAUAAGGUGCAAGUGGGUGUUGUCUUUGAUCGUGUGUUUUUUCUGCAAUUGGCUGGGAAGUAUAUUUCUUUGGAAGAUAUACGGGAUGCUGAUCCACGCUUGUAUGAUAGCUGCAAGCAGAUCUUGGAGAUGGAUGCCGAGUUUAUUGAUUCAGAUGCCUUAGGACUGACAUUUGUUAGAGACGUGGAGGAGUUAGGAUCCAGGAAAAUAGUGGAGCUUUGCCCCGGUGGGAAAUGUAUGGUUGUAAAUAGCAAAAACAGGGAGGAAUAUGUUAAUCUUCUUAUUCGGCAUCAAUUUGUCACAUCUAUCUCUGAGCAGGCAACUCAUUUUGCAAAAGGUUUUGCUGACAUUCUUUGUAAUCCGAGACUCCAGAAGUUCUUUUUUCAAAGUUUGGAGCUUGAAGAUCUUGAUUGGAUGCUGUGUGGAAGUGAAAGUGCCAUAUGUGUUGAUGAUUGGAAAGCUCAUACCGAAUACAAUGGCUACAAAGAAACUGAUCCUCAGAUCGUCUGGUUCUGGAAGGUGUGUCUACAAUUUCUCAACCUCUGUGAUAUGAGGAGCUUUAAGUUCAGUUGGCCUUCACUUUUAAAAAAUUUCCUUAAAAGCCACUUUUCUGGUUUGAUUUUUCAUGUUGGUUGGUGCUCUUUAAGUUAUGGAGAAUGUUUUUCAUUCUUGGUAUCCAAGCACUUGGGGUCAGGUGAAGAUGAGAAGUUGGUUUUAUAGAAUAAUUCUUUUGGUUUUUUUUUAUCUUCUGCUGCUUGUGAAAAUAUGAAUGAAGCUCUUAUUAGAAUUAAGUAAACUUCUAUGAAGAGUGUUGAUGAAGUCUCUUACUAGAUCUAUAAUGAAGUUUGGGAUUUUGAAAUUUGGUUGGACCAUUUAUUCAUGGUUUUUUGUUCCUCUUAUGAAUUCCACUAUUUUUACUAUUACAUGAUUGUUAUUGUUUACAAAUUGUGCUGAGAUGCUUUAGACUAAUGUUUGUUUUUCUUUGCUUUGAAGCUAACAUUAUCAUACAUGGGACUACUGCACCGAUUUAGGAUAUUAUAUUACUAGAUCAAUGGCAUGCCUGUUUCCUUUUUAUAUUGGAAAUUUUAAUUGGUGUUGUAGCACAGAUAAAAGUGAAGUAUCUAAAUAGGAUAUUUAAGGUCUACUUGAAAAUGAGAUUUCUAAUAAAGGAUGUGGUUUGAGUAGGCAACUGAUUGAUCUCCAUCUGGGAGAGUCCAUAAUAAUGAAUCUGUUGCUUGACCUGGCUGAUGAGUGGGCAGGGGAAAAUGAAUCAAUUCUUGAAUUAUUAAUAUCUAGAUGAGAAAAGAAACACAGCAAAAUCAAAAACUCAAAAUAUUACUUUUGAUUAGCAUACUGAAGGCAGAAACUCAAAACUUUGAAUAGUCUAGUUAGAGCGUUGACUUUGACUUGACUUUGCUCUGAGGAAAUUCUGAUUUGAGUAGUAAUAUUUAUGGCAGUGUCUGUUCCCACUUGAUGACAGUUUUCCAUGGAUCUAAAACAGUGUUUAUUAUUAUUAUGUAUUAAUUUGAUAUUAUGUGCUCA